AUGCCAGUUGUAGCUCUACCCAAGAGAUAUGCCAGUCUAUCGUCCAACUUCAAGUCAGGGGAGCCUCCCUAUUCAACGGCCGAGGAGAACACCGUUUCGCAGACCAUAGAGAGUGAUGCGAUGUUUGGAGCCCAAUUUCUUUCAAAGGAAAAUGAGAAAUAUGUGGCUUAUGAGACCAACGUAGCCGCAGGGGACGAUCAUCCGCCACUUUACAUCUUGAUUUGGCGGAAUAAGCUUGCCGAAGGCAAUGGUGUAUGGAAUUUUCAACUCUCGAAUCUCAGUAGAAUUGGACACGCAACCGCAGUGGGCGACAGCAUUGUGAAGGACUCUCUUCAUUCUCUUCAAGAACUGAAUGUUCUUGGAUUCUCCGAGUCAGAGAAUUCCGACACCCCAGAUAUGGAGAUGUGGGUAUACUCUAGCACCUACUCCAGCCCUUCGGGACAAUUUAGCGACCAGUUCGCUUCCUAUGCCGCGGCCGGCAGCACCAUUCAAGGUAAAUAUCCUGGAGGACAAGACACCUGGAAUUUCAAGUUCCCCCCAUGGCUUAUUCCCGUUGAUCUCCCAGUGAUGCAUUUGGAGGAAAAUGCGCCCGGAUAUGACCAUGCCGCCACAGAAUCCCAAUCAGUUCUGCAGACUCCUGAGCGCCCUGGCCGAGCUCGUACAUGA
Molecule: messenger RNA, 666 nt
Organism: Mycena indigotica
Lineage: Eukaryota; Fungi; Basidiomycota; Agaricomycetes; Agaricales; Mycenaceae
Exons: 3
Coding region: 1-666 (221 amino acids)
Source: RefSeq, a predicted model, not a curated record